AUGUCUUCACUAUCAGCUACAUACAAGACUGCCAACGUCUCUGAGACAACACUCGUUGACACAACCAAGCCUUCAACAAGUACAAAGCCUGGUCUCGAGGUUACACAUAAACCAUCCCUCAAGGAAAAGAUCCAGAGGAAGUUGUCUGGGUCUGUAGACCCUACAAAGAAGCCCGCUGACCCAUACAAGUCAUGGGAAGCCCGAGCAGUAGCGCUGAUGUAA
Molecule: messenger RNA, 222 nt
Organism: Fusarium coffeatum
Lineage: Eukaryota; Fungi; Ascomycota; Sordariomycetes; Hypocreales; Nectriaceae
Exons: 3
Coding region: 1-222 (73 amino acids)
Source: RefSeq, a predicted model, not a curated record